AUGGCGAGGGGACAACAAAAAAUCCAAUCCCAACAAAAAAACGCUGAGAAACAAGCAAAAUUGAAAAAGGCACAAGGGUCCGAUCAAAAAAAGUCAGCUCAAGCUGCUCUCGUUUACUCUUGCUCGGUUUGCAAAGCCCAAAUGCCUGAUGCCAAAACAUACAAGCAGCACUUUGAAAACAAACAUCCCAAAAGUGCUCUGCCAGAUGAAUUGAAAGAUGUUACAGCUUAA
Helobdella robusta is the source of this 231-nucleotide messenger RNA. RefSeq lists its product as hypothetical. The record is from RefSeq and is a predicted model, not a curated record. The coding region runs from base 1 to 231 and encodes 76 amino acids. Lineage: Eukaryota; Metazoa; Annelida; Clitellata; Rhynchobdellida; Glossiphoniidae. The transcript is spliced from 2 exons.